Messenger RNA from Salvia splendens (bonfire salvia), 1406 nucleotides. Its product is annotated as THUMP domain-containing protein 1 homolog. The record is from RefSeq and is a predicted model, not a curated record. The coding region runs from base 99 to 1271 and encodes 390 amino acids. The transcript has 7 exons. Gene Ontology annotation, biological process: tRNA modification. Lineage: Eukaryota; Viridiplantae; Streptophyta; Magnoliopsida; Lamiales; Lamiaceae. Gene Ontology annotation, molecular function: RNA binding.
UUGGGCUUUCAGCGACUUGGAAUUCAUGAAGCAAGUCGACAGAGAAAAUGGCGGCACCUUAAACUUUCUCGUCACAAACCGCUGCAGCUCGCUCCUCAAUGGCGCCCGACCACAAAUCCAAUCCAAACAAGAAAAGAAAGAAUUACCUCCCCCAAUAUAAGCCAGUGAAAAAGGGUUCUUACCCAUUGCGCCCGGGAGUUGAGGGAUUCUUUAUAACGUGCGAUGGUGGGAGGGAGCACCAGGCAGCAAACGAAGCUAUCAAUGUCAUUGAAUCUUUCUAUGAGGAGUUGGUGGAUGAUGAUGAUGCAGAGUUAAGAGUUGAGCACACAGAAUUACCUAAGAAGCCUUCAAACAAAAUUAUAAAAUUCGCAUCGGAUUCUUCUGGCAGCGACAAUGAUGAUGAUGACGAUGACAAAGAUGCCAAUAAAGUUGAUGCAAAGGAUAUAAACAAUCUAGAGACAGAGGAGGACAAAGACCAAAAGGCUGUUGCCUCAACUGACAAUGGAAAUGAUGAGUUAAGACUUGAAACUGAGAAUGUUGUGCCUUUCGAGAAUCAAGCACUUACAGAGGAAAAGAAACCUGAGAAACAAGAUAUCAAAGAAUCCGAGACACCUGAGAAUCAAGAUAUCAAAGAAGCUGAGGCUCUGGGGCCUCCGGCUAAGAGGCAAUGCACCGAUGCAGAUGCUGCAAACAAUGGAACCUUGUCCAAAAAGGUUGAGACUAAAUCUGUUGAUAAGUUGAUUGAAGCUGAGCUGGCAGAACUGGGAGAUAAGAGCAAGAGGCGUUUUUGUAAACUUGACACUGGUUGUAAUGGUGUUAUCUUCAUACAAAUGCGUAAGAGAGAAGGAGAUCCAAGCACAAAAGAUAUCGUGCAUCGCAUGAUGACUUCUCUUGCUGUAACCAAGAAACACGUCUCGAGGUUUCUUUUAAGGCUGCUUCCAGUUGAAGUAUCAUGCUACCCUUCAGAUGAAGAAAUCAGACGAGCCAUCAAACCUGUCAUCGAAAAGUAUUUUCCUGUAGAAACUGAGAAACCGCAUAAGUUUUCAGUUUUGUAUGAUGCUCGCGCAAACACUGGCAUCAAUCGUGCGAAAGUUAUCGAUGCAGUUGCCAAAUGUGUUCCAUCUAUUCACAAGGUGGAUCUGGCCAACCCAGAUAUAAGUAUUAUGGUCCAAAUUGUCAAGACUGUUUGCUUGAUUGGAGUUGUGGAGAAGUACAAGGAAUUUGCAAAGUAUAACUUGAGGCAGCUUAGCAGCCCCUCAAAUGAGGAGUAAAAUUAAUAUUUUUAUGUUAUGAAAGGCAUGGAUCUACAGAGUUUCUUUUACUUUUUCUUCUUCUAUUUUCGUUAGGAACUCAACUGAAUUACUUGGUGCAUUUGAUAAGAGAUUUGGUGAAUUUAUGUUCUGGUA